Messenger RNA from Vicia faba (fava bean), 831 nucleotides. The record is from the annotation of a GenBank genome assembly. NCBI's taxonomy places the organism in Eukaryota, Viridiplantae, Streptophyta, Magnoliopsida, Fabales, Fabaceae.
AUGUCUUCUGAUGAUAGGAAUGGAAACGAAGAGCUAACCAUUUUUCGUCAAUACAUACAUGAUAUACCAACAGAUGGAAUCGAUUUGGACCUCCUCAAGAAGUUCAAAAAAAUCGACUUCAUUCUGAGCUUCGCCGUCGAGAACUAUGAUAAACAUGGAAAAGGCGACGGAAGUUUCCACCCCACUUGGAAAGUUGAUCCUGAAAGUAUUAAAUGGGUGAAAAAGCUGAAAGAAGAUCAUCCAAAAGAUUAUCCAGAAGUGAGGGUGGUUAUAAGUAUUGGAGGUGUUGGCGAGAAAUUUCCAUUCAAUCCAGCCGAAAAAGAUAUAUGGAUAUUCAACGCCGUAGAAACCAUCGAAAAAAUUAUCCAUCUCUAUGACGACAACCGUAGCUACAAAACCAUAAUCGAUGGUAUCGAUAUUCAUUAUGAUGUCAUCAACUCAAGUGAAGAUGAUUUUUCCUUUUGUAUUGGACAAGUUAUAAAGAAACUCAAAAGUUUUAGAAGUUUAUCGGUUGUGUCCAUUGCUCCAACAAAACUCGUGGAGUCCUACUACUUAAAAUUGUAUCAGGCCAACAAACUCGUUAUUGACUUGGUUGAUUAUCAGUUCUACAAUCAGAAAUUCUCUUCAAAGGAACAAGUUAUAGAGCUCUAUAAGAAACUGGUAAUUGAUUACUCUCCUGCUAAAGUCCUUGCAGGAAUUACCGAUCCUGUUGACGCUAUACUUUAUGAGGGCAUCAAAUACCUCAUCAAACACAAAUUACUUCCUGGUAUUUUCUUUUGGAAUUUUGAAGACUCUCUAGAGAAAUUUCUACAAGACCUCUUAGCAACCUAG